Messenger RNA from Paramecium pentaurelia, 1224 nucleotides. The record is from the annotation of a GenBank genome assembly. Lineage: Eukaryota; Ciliophora; Oligohymenophorea; Peniculida; Parameciidae.
AUGAUGGAUGAACAAGGUGUCUCAGUUAGAGAUCUAUUAGUCAAUGAUAUCAAGUCAAUCAAGAAGACACUUAAAAGUUGGACUAAAGUGUUUACUUAAAUAAUGGAAUUACAAUUAUAGAAUUCUAAACAACAAAAUCAGAAUGUAUCAUACUACUUAAUAAUACUUAGACUAUUCUCAUAUAGCAGAUAUUGUCAUACUUCUCUAAACCAAACAAGAAACCACAAUAAAUGCCAAUCUCUCCUAUUCGAAAGAUGGUACAUAAAACUGAGCCAGAUGAUUUCUUUCUCAGAAAAUUCGAAGAUACAGAUAUAUACAACAAUGAAAACCUUUAAAAUGAACUAAAUAAUCCUAAAAAGGUUAACAUAUUCAUAUUUUAGAUAUCCAUAGUUAAUUAUUAAGGAACCCCAUUUGAUAGUGCUUAUUAAAGUAUAAACAGAGAAAUGCAAUAAUAUUAUGAACCUGAAAAUUAAGUGACAGAGCCAUCUGCAGAAGUCUUUUAGAACUUUAAAAAAAUGGGGCAGUAAGGUGUUAAAGCUUCUCUUAAUAUGGAAGGAUUUUCAUUGCCUUAAAGUACAAAAAAUAACACUGAACGAAAACAAUUUAUACAACCUUGUACUCAUUCAUCUAAACAAUUACAAUUAUAAGAAUCUAAAGAAAAUAUGAAAAACUCUAAAUAAAUUGAAAACAAAAAAAUUAAAAUUAAAGAUUAAAGAUUAUCAACUGUUGUUGAGGAACCUUCAGCAUUUUUGAAUAGUUAAUAAACUACUAAAUGUAUAAUAUUAAUCUAUUAUUUUAGAGGUUCUUCUUAAUAUCGGAGGAUCCCAAAAUAUUGUCCAAUCUUGUUAAAAUAAAAAUUCUUUUGCAGGAUUUGAGUUUCAAAUACCGUUGUAGUAAUCUAUUUCUAAAACACCAAACAAUAAUACCAAACCAUAAAAUUAUUUUGCAGAUAAUACAAGAUCAGGCUCUAAGUCAUUGUAUUAGAAUAACAUUCCUUAGAAUAUAUAAUAUAUUAACAAUUCCAAUAAUAAAUAAAAUCAAAUUAAAUAUGAGUACCUUAGUUCAGUAUUUAAAUUUUAUAAUAUUUAGAGAGCUAAAAGUUUUAGUGAUCAAAAUAGCAAAAGAAAUUAAAGUAAAAAAUACUUAGAUUUAGAAUUGAUUGAUAAGUAAUAUGAAAAUAGUUAGGAGAUCCUGAAAAAAACAAAUACUAUGCGCAAAACAUGA